Messenger RNA from Pseudomassariella vexata, 2882 nucleotides. RefSeq names its product adaptin N terminal region-domain-containing protein. Gene Ontology annotation, molecular function: clathrin binding. The transcript is spliced from 5 exons. Gene Ontology annotation, cellular component: membrane coat. The coding region runs from base 496 to 2673 and encodes 725 amino acids. The record is from RefSeq and is a predicted model, not a curated record. Gene Ontology annotation, biological process: vesicle-mediated transport; intracellular protein transport. Lineage: Eukaryota; Fungi; Ascomycota; Sordariomycetes; Amphisphaeriales; Pseudomassariaceae.
GUUUAGUGUUCAACAUUUCCCAAGGCUACUUCGACCUGCCCGUUUAGACGAUUACUAUUCCGGCCCGACAACGAUCAUCAUUAGCGAUUCGAACGCCCACCGAAUUGGGACGAACGGCAGUGCGCAAGAGACACUAUUAGCUGGCUCCUCCAGCUCGAAUCCCCCAACAGCUCGCCUCCACCGCAUCGCCUGUCGCAUCCCGCUAUGAUCUAGAUUUAUUGCCAUUGGACCGUCGCACACAUCGCAACGCAAGCAACCUUGGGCUUAUCACCUCGGCGUGAGGGGUCUGGCAUACGCCUUGAUAGCCAACACCAAAGUUCCCCGGCUAUCUCACACUACCUUUGUCGUGCUCUUGCAGGCCGGUUCGGUUGCGUUUGGUGCCAUCUUGAGUGAGGGGCCCAUUGAACCAUCACGCUCGUCCAGCCAGCCAACCAAGCCCAGCCGAGACAUCUAGCUAUCGCACAAUUACAGUGAGGACAACUGCAUACAGACACCAUGUCGAGCUCCCAGGGUGGAGGGGACUCCAAGCUAUUCGCUCGAGGCAAAGUCGCCGAGCUACGGCUUGAGUUGAACGCGGGCGGUAAGAAAGACAAGAACUUCGUACAGAAGAAGAUCGCCCUCAAGAAGAUCGUCGCCAACAUGACCAUGAGCAAUAACGAAAUGGUCGCCCUGUUCCCCGAUAUCAUACAAUGCAUGCAGAUACAGAGUCUAGAGGUCAAGAAGAUGAGCUUCCUGUUUCUCGUCAAUUACUCGAGGAUGCGGCCCGAGACCGCGAUCAAGGCAAUUCCGGUUCUACAACAUGACAUGGAAGAUCCGAACCCGUUAGUCAGAGCGCUCGCUCUCCGAACAAUGUCCUAUGUCCACGUCAAAGAAUUUGUUGAAGCGACGGUACCGCUCGUCAAACACCUGCUCCGAGACGCUGACCCCUACGUGCGCAAAACAGCCGCGUUUUGUGUCGCCAAACUUUACGACCAUGACAGGCACAUGGUGGAGAACUCAGAUUUGAUAGAACGGCUGAACUCGUUACUGAGAGACGACAACCCGACGGUAGUUGCCAGUGCGCUGGCUGGGCUGAUGGACAUCUGGGAGAGGAGCGAUGCCAUCAAGCUUACAAUUGAUUAUAGUAACGCUUCAAAGAUGGUGGCUAUCCUGCCAGACUGCUCUGAGUGGGGUCAGACGUACAUACUCGAGGCGCUCAUGUCGUAUGUGCCACAAGAAUCAGGAGAAGCCACCUUGCUUGCCGAAAGGAUAGCACCGCGGUUAUCACAUUCAAACUCGGCAGUCGUUUUAACGUGUGUACGUGUCAUCUUGUAUCUCAUGAACUACAUCGCCGAGGAGAAGCAAAUUUCUGCUCUGUGCCGGAAGCUGUCACCACCUCUAGUGACGCUGCUAGCAAAGGGGCCCGAGGUGCAAUACCUAGCGCUGAGGAAUGCGUUGCUAAUCCUCCAGAGAAGGCCUGAUGUCCUGCGAAAUGAUAUCCGUGUCUUCUUCUGCAAAUACAAUGACCCGAUCUACGUCAAGGUCACGAAGCUGGAACUCAUCUUCAUGCUUGCAAAUGAGAAGAACAUCGACGAGGUCUUGACUGAGCUUCGUGAAUACGCCACCGAAGUAGACGUCCAUUUCGUCCGCAAGGCAGUCCGUGCCAUCGGCAAGUUGGCGAUCAAGAUUGAGUCAGCGGCUCGACGAUGUAUCAACCUGCUUCUUGAGCUCGUCGCGACGAAAGUCCCAUACAUCGUCCAAGAGGCCACUGUUGUCAUUCGCAAUAUCUUCCGCAAAUAUCCCAAUCAAUAUGAAUCCAUCAUUGGCACGCUCUGCGAGCAUCUGGACUCGCUUGACGAGCCCGAGGCCAAAGCGGCCAUGGUUUGGGUCAUCGGGCAGUAUGCUGCUCGCAUCGAGAACUCAGAUGCCCUACUCGAGGACUUCUUGUACUCGUUUGCCGAGGAACCAGUCGAGGUGCAGCUCGCUCUGCUCACAGCAACUGUUAAACUCUUCAUCCAGCGCCCAACCAAAGGCCAAGACCUCGUGCCCAAGGUCCUCAAGUGGGCCACCGAGGAAACAGAUAACCCCGAUCUCCGCGAUCGGGCGUACAUGUACUGGCGUUUGCUAUCGACCGAUAUGAAUCUUGCAAAGCAGAUCGUCAUGGGCGAGAAACCGCCCAUCACCGCCGAGUCGGAGAAGCUCGACCCCCAGACUCUGGAGGAAAUGUGUCUGAACGUGGGCACAUUAGCUACCAUCUACCUCAAACCGGUCCAGACAGUCUUCCGAUCAGCGCGACCCCGGAAGCUACAAGAUUCGCCUGCCUUGCAGAAACACACACUACCCACUUCUCAGAAUCUGCCUACCUUCGAUAACCAGAAGAACCUCUCCAUGCUCGGGAUGGGGGGCCAGCCUGCCGUUGUCCGGCGCAAUCAAAAUGGUGGACUCGCAGGCGUCGACAAUGAAAACGAGGACGGACAUGGGCAGAUGACGCAAGCCAUGAACGACGCAGACGCAUAUUUUGCCGGUAUAGGGAGCCAGCAGAUGGCGGCUAUGGACAUUAACGAUGGCGGCGAUCAGUUCGGAGGUGGUGGCGGCGGCUCUGAGGCGGGCUAUGUGGUUAACCAAUAUGCGCCGCAACAAGUUUUCCGGCCUGCUCAGGGCGGUGGGAGUAAUGGUGAUUUGUUGAUGCUGUAGAGUAUGCUGUCUGUGUGUACCGUGGAACAAGCAGACGGUGCGGGGGGUUGAUAGAACAUAAUCGUUUGUAUGUACAGAGCACUAAGAGCAAGCGCGCCAUUGUGUAGGAUUACAGUCACUUGCAAUAAUGAUAUUAGGCAUAUUUAGUACGUUGCAUCCGCGUGGUCUCACUCGAAAGCUGGAAAGUCGCUUAGUUGAUUUUGUGCAUG